AUGUGGGUCUGUCUGCGCUCUAUGUUGCGAUGUGCAUUGCUGAUGGUGCCACGACAGGAAGUGAGGCGCAAAAGCAAGGACCUUGUCAGAUUGGCCUUGUUCGACGAACACCGUCGCGUCGCCAUCAAGAGAGAAGACAUCAGCAGAAAGGUUUUGAAGAAGGAGGGUGCCAAAGCCUUUCCUGUCAUAUUCAACCGAGCGCAAAAGAUUCUGCGCGACUCGUUUGGCUUCGAGCUCGUCGAGGUUCGCGCUCGCGGCGUGGAAAAUGACCAGAUCCUCCAGACGCAGCAGCAGAGGGCGAGCCCGUCCAAGGAGGCAGGCAAGGAGGAGGAACGGGGAGAGGAGGAAGACACCAAAGCGAAAGCGUCAGCAGGGAAAUCGUACAUUGUCCGCUCAGUGUUGCCUCACGAGCUCAUCAGCCAGAUGACGACACCAGACGCAUCGCUGGCAGCAGCAGUCAGGGACGUGGCGGGCAGCACUGAUGGUCUGCAGGCGGAUAGCAAUGGCACAAUGCUAGAUUGGAAGCGGUCUACUAGCGAGCUGGCCAAUACCGGCCUCCUCUUCGUCAUCCUCAGUCUCAUUCUCCUCAAUGGCCGUACGAUUGCUGAUGACCAAUUACGGACCUAUCUUCGUCGCCUCUCGCUCGAGCCAAGUGACCCUUUGCCGCCUGUGCUCAUACCGGGCGCUGAUGACGACUUCAACACGUUUGGUGGUGCCAGAAGCAGUGAAAUGACGCUCGAUGACUACAUGGACCGUCUUGCCCAAAACAUGUAUCUAGAGCGUUACAAGAGCGACACGAUUGCCGACGCUUCAGCAAAAAGGACACAAGUACGGGGGAAACGCAAGAAUAGGACCUCGGGGCGUGAUGCCGAGGAGGGCAUCGCAUGGCGGUGGGGGCCCAGGGCCGAGGCAGAGAUCAGCGAGAAGUCUGUCGCCUUGUUCAUCCACGACAUCUUUAGCAGCCUAGCGGACGAGGAGCAGGAGAAUGGGGCAGGGUCCUCCACAGCGAGGCGAGAUUUGGAGCCACAGAGCCUCAUUACACAAAUUGAGCGCGCAGCUGGCAGCGAGCUCAUUUCCUAG
Messenger RNA from Acaromyces ingoldii, 1080 nucleotides. Its product is annotated as MAGE-domain-containing protein. Bases 1 to 1080 code for a protein of 359 amino acids. The transcript is spliced from 4 exons. Gene Ontology annotation, cellular component: nucleus. Gene Ontology annotation, biological process: DNA repair. Lineage: Eukaryota; Fungi; Basidiomycota; Exobasidiomycetes; Exobasidiales; Cryptobasidiaceae. The record is from RefSeq and is a predicted model, not a curated record.